Molecule: messenger RNA, 1464 nt
Organism: Fusarium oxysporum Fo47
Lineage: Eukaryota; Fungi; Ascomycota; Sordariomycetes; Hypocreales; Nectriaceae
Product: pheromone precursor protein 1
Exons: 1
Coding region: 1-1464 (487 amino acids)
Source: RefSeq, a predicted model, not a curated record
AUGAAAUACUCCUUCGUUACUCUGGCCGCGGUGGCCGGAGCUGCACUCGCAGCGCCUCCGCCGUCCGCCAUCGACAACUUUGGCCCAGAUUUCUUCACCCCUUUCUGUAACCUCGACUACAAGGGCAAGCCAUGCGAGGAGCUCGUUGGGAAGGGCGACAAGAAUGCCGAUGCCAUCUGCAAGGCUGGCCGUGAGCACUUCUGCGGUCCUCAGAAGCGUGAUGCCGUUCCUGAGCCUCAGCCCGACCCCGUCGCUGAUCCGAUGCCCUGGUGUACUUGGCGCGGCCAGCCCUGUUGGAAGGAGAAGAUGAAGGCUAAGCGCGAGGCUAUCCCCGAGCCUGUUGCAGCUCCUCAACCCGAUCCCGUUGCCGACCCCAUGCCUUGGUGCACUUGGCGUGGUCAACCUUGCUGGAAGGAAAAGAUGGCUAAACGAGAGGCCAUCGCCGAGCCAGUUGCUGCAGCCCAGCCGGAUCCAGUUGCCGAGCCAAUGCCGUGGUGUACUUGGCGCGGCCAGCCCUGUUGGAAGGAGAAGAUGAAGGCCAAGCGUGAAGCUGAAGCUAUUCCCGAGCCCAUCGCCGCUCCCCAACCCGACCCUGUCGCCGACCCCAUGCCCUGGUGCACCUGGAGAGGCCAACCCUGCUGGAAGGAGAAAAUGGCUAAGCGUGAGGCUAUUGCCGAUCCCGUUGCCGCUCCUCAGCCCGAUCCUGUCGCUGAACCUAUGCCCUGGUGCACUUGGCGCGGACAGCCCUGCUGGAAGAAGACCAAGCGUGCCGCUGCCCCCGAACCCGCUCCCGAGGCUGAGAACGAACCUAGAUGGUGCUUGUGGCGAGGUCAGCCGUGCUGGAAGAAGACCAAGCGUGAUGCUACUCCUGAGCCUUGGUGCUUGUGGCGUGGCCAGCCCUGCUGGAAGGCUAAGCGCGACGCUGCUCCCGAGCCCUGGUGUAUGUGGCGAGGACAGCCAUGCUGGAAGGCCAAGCGUGAUGCCGGUCAAGCUCUCUCCAACGCCCUCCACGCAACUCGAUCCCUCGACACCCGAUCCGCCGACGCACCCAGCACCGCUCAUCUUCCCCGCGACGCCGCCCACAAGGCCAAGCGCUCCAUCGUCGAGCUCGCCAACCUGAUCGCCCUCUCUGCGCGUGGUAGUCCCGAGGAGUACUUCAAGAGCCUCGAGCUUGAAACCUUCUUCCCCGAUGCUGCCGCCAACGCUACCGCCAAGCGCGAUCUCAACACUCUUCAGGAGGAUAAGCGCUGGUGCAUGUGGCGAGGACAACCUUGCUGGAAGGCCAAGCGCGCUGCUGAGGCAGUUCUCGAUGCCGUCGAUGGCGAUGAUGGUGCUACUGGUCCUGGAGGUCCCGACUCUCACUACGAUACUCGGGACUUUAAGUCUGAGAACUUUGCGGCUAAGCGAGAUCUCAUUGCCAUCAAGGCAGCAGCUCGUAGCAUUGCCGACAUGUCCGAGGAAUAA